AUGGUUGCCUCAAAUCUUGCGCUUCGUGCGAGGUUUGCUCGAGUUGUACUUCAAUCAAGAAGUUCAUCCCUGAGAAGCUCAAACCUCACACGACCAUGGAGUUCUGGCCAAUACUUAAGUUCUGCCACCGUUUUGAAACCAAUUGGGCGACGUACUUACUACCAGAGCUCUGCGAAAGAUGAGAUGAUCAAUUCGCCUUCGAAUUUGAAUUCUAAGGGAACAUAUGAUCCUUUAGAUACCUUCGCGCGCCGACAUAUUGGCCCCGGUCCAGAAUGUACAGAACAGAUGCUGAAAGCUUUGGAUCCGCCAGUAAAGAGCUUAGACGAGUUCAUCGAGCAAGUUCUACCACGCGACAUUCUCUCUUCGAAAGAUCUCAAAAUCGACGCGGAAUCCGAAUCUUCACAGGAAGGGUUUACGGAAUCUCAGUUGCUCGCGAGACUGAAGUCAAUUGCUUCCGAAAAUACAAUCAUGCGAAGUUAUAUUGGAUGUGGAUAUGCUGGUACACGAGUACCUGAAGUUAUCAAGAGAAAUGUGUUAGAAAGUCCAGGAUGGUAUACAAGUUACACGCCAUAUCAACCUGAGAUCAGUCAAGGACGAUUGGAAUCACUUUUGAACUUCCAAACAAUUGUCUCCGAUUUGACAGCACUGCCAAUCUCCAAUGCGUCGCUACUCGAUGAAUCUACCGCAGCUGCCGAAGCUAUGACUCUGUCAAUGAAUGCCCUUCCACUUGCAAGGCAGAAGAGCAAGAAUAAGACAUUUUUUGUCAGCCACCUAGUUCAUCCCCAGACACUGUCAGUCUUACAGAGCAGAGCAGAUGGAUUUGAUAUCAAAAUUGAAAUUGGAGAUAUUCUCGCAAAUGGUGAGGCUCGCCUCAAGGAGCUUGGAAAUGAUCUCAUUGGAGCUUUGGUACAAUAUCCGGAUACUGAAGGUGGCGUAGAAGAUUUCCGUAGUCUGGCAGAUGUCAUCCACGCUCAAGGUGCAACUUUUAGCGUCGCCACUGAUCUUUUGGCGCUGACUGUUCUCACACCACCUGGUGAAUUCGGUGCGGAUAUUGCUUUUGGAAACUCUCAGCGUUUUGGAGUUCCAUUUGGUUAUGGUGGCCCGCAUGCUGCUUUCUUUGCUGUUAGCGACAAGUAUAAGAGAAAGAUUCCAGGGCGUCUCAUUGGUGUAUCAAAAGAUAGGCUUGGGGACAAGGCAAUGAGGUUGGCUUUACAAACUAGAGAACAGCAUAUUCGCAGAGAAAAGGCUACUAGUAAUGUAUGCACUGCCCAGGCAUUGUUGGCCAACAUGAGUGCAUUCUAUGCAGUCUACCAUGGGCCAGAAGGACUGAAGGCCAUAGCCGAGAGAGCUAUUAAAGGAGCUCGAUUUAUCCAGGAUGGACUUAAGGAUCUCGGCUUUGAGACCAACUCCAGAGGAACGGGGUCCGAUGGAAAAGUUCUUUUCGAUACGGUUGUGGUAAAUGUUGGGCAGGGCAAAUCUGAUGAAGUUCUUAGCUAUGCUAUUGAGAGUUUCAAGAUCAAUCUAAGAAAGUUUGAUGAUAGCCGACUUGGCGUCACCAUUGAUGAAACCAUCGACAUCAAGGACCUCAGAGAUAUUAUAUCUGUAUUCAAGAAGUUUUCCAGGACGGGAUCAGGAUCUGUCGAGAAAUCCACGGAGUUACAAACGUCUUUUAAUAGCUCAAUCCCGGCAGCACUAAAGAGAUCAUCCCAAUACCUCACGCAUCCAGUCUUCAACAUCCACCAUUCCGAGACCGAAAUUCUCCGGUACAUUCAUCACCUCCAAUCGAAGGAUCUUUCCCUCACACACUCUAUGAUACCGCUGGGUUCCUGCACAAUGAAGCUCAAUGCUACCACUGAGAUGGCUCCUGUCACAUGGCCAGAAUUCUCUUCCAUUCAUCCUUUUGUUCCUGUUGAUCAGGCAACUGGUUAUAAGAUUAUGAUUGAUGAGCUUGAAGCUGAUCUGGCUACCAUUACUGGAUUUGAUGCAGUAUCCCUGCAACCAAAUUCGGGCGCACAAGGAGAAUUUACCGGCUUACGUGUAAUUCGCAAGUAUCAAGAGCUACAGCCCGGUAAGAAACGUGAUAUCUGCUUGAUUCCUGUUUCUGCUCAUGGUACCAACCCUGCAUCAGCUGCUAUGGCAGGUAUGCGUGUUGUCACCGUAAAAUGUGACAUCAAGUCUGGUAACCUCGACAUGGCAGAUCUCAAAGCGAAAUGUGAGAAGUAUAGCGAGGAACUUGGAGCUAUUAUGAUCACAUAUCCUAGUACUUUUGGUGUGUUCGAACCAGAAAUCAGGGCUGCAUGUGAAGUUGUUCAUCAGCAUGGUGGUCAAGUAUACAUGGAUGGCGCCAACAUGAAUGCUCAGAUCGGAUUGUGUUCACCUGGUGAGAUAGGUGCCGAUGUAUGCCAUCUUAACCUCCACAAGACAUUUUGUAUUCCUCAUGGAGGAGGUGGACCCGGUGUCGGUCCUAUUGGUGUUAAAUCUCAUCUGGCACCGUUCCUUCCUGGCCACCCAUUGAUAAAGACUGGCGGUGAAAACGCUAUUGCUCCAGUCAGCGCUGCUCCUUUCGGAAGUGCAAGUAUUUUGCCAAUUAGUUGGGCUUAUGUGAAGAUGAUGGGUGGCAGAGGAUUAACUCAUGCUACCAAGAUCACUCUCUUGAACGCCAACUACAUCAUGUCUCGCCUCCGACCUCAUUACCCAAUUCUGUAUACCAAUGCUAAUUCUCGAUGUGCUCACGAGUUCAUUCUUGAUGUCCGUGGCUUCAAAGAGUCUGCAGGAGUUGAGGCUAUCGAUAUUGCCAAACGUCUUCAGGAUUAUGGCUUCCAUGCACCAACCAUGAGUUGGCCAGUUGCUAAUACCCUGAUGAUUGAGCCUACAGAGUCAGAAAGCAAGGAAGAACUUGAUCGUUUCAUUGAUGCAUUGAUAUCGAUUCGAAAGGAAAUUCGAGCCGUGGAGAGCGGCACCAUCCCUAAGACAGGAAACGUCUUGAAGAAUUCGCCACACACUCAGAAGGAUCUUCUUAUUGGAGAAUGGGAUCGUCCAUACACUCGAGAGCAGGCCGCAUACCCUUUGCCUUAUCUCAAAGAGAAGAAAUUCUGGCCAUCUGUCACCAGACUUGAUGAUGCAUACGGCGAUGUAAACCUCUUCUGUACAUGCGGACCCGUCGAAACCGUUGAUGAUGCUGAAAACGACAUCACUGGUAUUUCUGCACCACAACCCACAUAA
Sclerotinia borealis F-4128 is the source of this 3222-nucleotide messenger RNA. NCBI's taxonomy places the organism in Eukaryota, Fungi, Ascomycota, Leotiomycetes, Helotiales, Sclerotiniaceae. The record is from the annotation of a GenBank genome assembly.